AUGGGUGAGUCGUUUAUCGAUUUUUUGGUAAAAUACUGAGCGAUUUCAGGUAGGUUUGGCAACCAAGUAGAUCAAUUCCUAGGUGUUUUGGCCUUUGCAAAGUCUCUCGAUCGGACACUGGUUUUGCCUAACUUCAUCGAAUUCAAGCACCCGGAAACUGUGAGCAGUUGAAUUAGAUUAAAGUGAAUUAUAUGUCUGUUUUCAGAAAAUGAUCCCAUUCGAAGUGUUGUUUCAAGUGGCGUCGGUCAAAAAGUAUACUCGUGUGGUAACGAUGCAUGAAUUCACAAAACAGAUUAUGCCGAAAGUGUGGCCUCUGGAGAAGCGAAAAGGUAAGUACUUUUCAGAUGUUUCCCUGUCAUUCAUCUGCCUCUGCAGCAUUCUGUUGGACACCCCGAAAAGCAAUCUACGACAAAAAAGCAGAGCCAGGUUGUCAUGCGAAGGAAGGAAGUCCUUUCGGGCCUUAUUGGGACCACAUUGGAGUGAGCUUUGUCGGCGACGAAUACUUCGGAGAGAUUCCUGGUGGAUUUGACACCAAUCAACUGGGGAGCCGAAAAAAAUGGCACGAGAAGUUCGGAGCGGAAGAAUAUCCAGUUCUCGCCUUCUCCAGUGCGCCUUCGGCAUUUCCUUCGAAAGCAAAAGUGUGGAACAUUCAAAAGCACUUGAAGUGGUCCUCACGAAUCACCGAACAGGCAAAAAAGUUUAUUUCUGAACAUUUGGAGCAUCCUUUUGUGGCUGUACACUUGAGAAACGAUGCUGACUGGGUAAUCGAUACAGAAAUUGUAUACUUAUUCAAUAGUUAUCCUUCAGGUUAGAGUCUGCGAACACAUUAACCCAGAGAGCAAUAGACCUCUGUUUGCAUCUGAACAGUGCCUAGGAGAAGGGCAUCACUUGGGAAAGUUGACCAAGGAAAUGUGCUCACCGACCAAGCAGCAGGUCGCAGAACAGGUCAGAAAGGUUCACUGAAAGACUGAAUUAAAUGGAACCGUUUCAGAUUGUGGAACAAGUUGGAAAAAUCGGUGCGAAAUCGGUAUUCGUGGCAAGCGACAAGGACCACAUGAUCGAUGAAAUCAAUGAAGCAUUGAAACCGUAUGAAGUGAGUUCUCGAAUGUUCUUCGUAUAAUUUGAGCACUGUUUCAGAUCCAUGCUCGACGUCAAGAACACGACGAUCUGUACACGUCAUUGGCAAUCCUCGGGCGCUCAGACCUGUUUCUCGGAAACUGCGUAUCGACAUUCUCUCACAUUGUUAAACGCGAACGAGAUCACGCAGGGCAGACAGCAAAACCGUCUGCCUUCUUUGGUGUUCACGUAGUCAAAAAACAUAUUGAACUGUGA
Messenger RNA from Caenorhabditis sp. 36 PRJEB53466, 1332 nucleotides. Lineage: Eukaryota; Metazoa; Nematoda; Chromadorea; Rhabditida; Rhabditidae. The record is from the annotation of a GenBank genome assembly.